AUGGAUCUUAGUCGACAGAGAUGGAUCCAAGUCGACAGAGAUGGAUCCAAGUCGACAGAGAUGGAUCCAAGUCGACAGAGAUGGAUCCAAGUCGACAGAGAUGCAUCCAAGUCGACAGAGAUGGAUCCAAGUCGACAGAGAUGGAUCCAAGUCGACAGAGAUGGAUCCAAGUCGACAGAGAUGGAUCCAAGUCGACAGAGAUGGAUCCAAGUCGACAGAGAUGGAUCCAAGUCGACAGAGACGGAUCCAAGUCGACAGAGAUGGAUCCAAGUCGACAGAGAUGGAUCCAAGUCGACAGAGAUGGAUCCAAGUCGACAGAGAUGGAUCCAAGUCGACAGAGAUAGAUCCAAGUCGAAAGAGAUAGAUCCAAGUCGAAAGAGAUGA
Molecule: messenger RNA, 384 nt
Organism: Ctenocephalides felis (cat flea)
Lineage: Eukaryota; Metazoa; Arthropoda; Insecta; Siphonaptera; Pulicidae
Product: serine/threonine-protein kinase fray2-like
Exons: 1
Coding region: 1-384 (127 amino acids)
Source: RefSeq, a predicted model, not a curated record